AUUUGGAGAGCAGACUCAAUGAUAAAAUAUGGUAGAGUUUUUGUAGCGUAUAAUGACCAGCAAAGAAUAUUGGAAACGAUCUAACCAUGUGUAAACGUCAUUGGUAUCUUUAGCGGGAGGCCGGCAGUUUGCCAUAGAACUUCACGAGCUAUGAUCACCUUAUCAAUCAUUCUUUGGUAACUAGUUAACCAACUAACUAAAUACUAUCCAUGAUCAAUCAAGAUAGUAGCCGGGUAUAGUAUCUAACAGAGGCCCCCAUAUCUAAACAAUCCGCAACUUGAACUACAUACCUUGAAACCAUGACUCCUUCCAUCCUAAUCGUCGGUGCCACCGGCAACACCGGCCGAGCGGUUACUCAGACGCUUCCAAAAUUGCUUCAAUCAACCAGCACGCUGUCGGGAUACCGCAUCAUUGCUCUCACUCGCUCCUCGACUAGUCCGGUGGCACAGGAGCUUGCCAAACUACCCGGCGUUGAAGUGAUCGAGCAAAAUUGGGUGGAGAUUACCGUCGACUGGCUCCGCGAGCACCAAGUUACUCGAGCUUUCAUUGCAUCUCAUAAUGCGCCUAACCAGUUCGCCGAGGAGUCGACUUUCCAUCUCAAUGCCCUCAACGCCGGCGUCAAGUAUGUCGUGCGGAUCUCGACGACGGCUGCGAAUGUGCGCCCGGAUUGUCCUGCCUACUAUCCACGGCAGCACUGGGCCAUCGAAGCUCUCCUCGACUCGCCCGAGUUCAACAACUUGCAAUGGACAUCUCUUCAGCCAAAUGUCUUCUCGCCGCUUAUCUUGUCGCCUGCUGUGGAAAUAAUCAAGAAGUACCGCAAGACCGGGGAGCAGGAUCGCCUUCGUCUGAUGCUGUCGGAGGAUGCACCUGUCGGGAUCAUCGACCCCGACGAGGUUGGUAUCUUUGCAGCUCAUCUCCUGUCUCAAGAUGAUACUUCCAUGCACAACAAGGCCAAAUACGUUCUAAAUGGACCCGAGGAUAUCACUGGAAAGCAGAUCCUCGGCAUGAUUGAGCAACACAUUGGUGUUCCCGUCAAAGACGUUAGUUACAAAGACGUCUCUUUCAUCGACAUGCUGUAUGAGUACCAAUAUGCGGCAACCAAGCAAUCCAAGAACGUCAUUUACUCGAUCAAGCGAGCCCUUGAAACAGCGUGGGAAGGGAAGUGCUCGGCUUCUACAAGCAGCAAGGAGUUCCUGGAGCUUUCUGCUCCAAAGCGGACGCCUGCUGAUGUCUUGAAGUCGCUCCUAGCAGAGUAAGGAGACAUUCAGCUGGGAAACACCACUCUCUGGGGGAGGGGGUGGGG
Messenger RNA from Aspergillus campestris IBT 28561, 1303 nucleotides. RefSeq names its product NmrA-like family protein. NCBI's taxonomy places the organism in Eukaryota, Fungi, Ascomycota, Eurotiomycetes, Eurotiales, Aspergillaceae. The record is from RefSeq and is a predicted model, not a curated record. The transcript has a single exon. Bases 300 to 1256 code for a protein of 318 amino acids.